UGUCAUAAAUAUCAUUAGAAAUUCGUGUCACGUUGUUUUUUCUCUUUUGGUGAUUUUUAGUUUAGUUUAUCUACAUAAUACAAAUCCAACAUGAAAUUAAUUAGAAAUUUAUCUGUUAUUAGGACCAUUGGUGUCAGAUGUUACAGCACACCAGUUACCCACGUACACGCACGACAAAUUUUCGAUUCACGAGGAAAUCCCACGGUCGAAGUUGAUUUAACAACCAAAGACGGCCUUUUCAGAGCUGCCGUACCAUCAGGAGCCAGUACAGGUAUCCAUGAAGCUUUAGAGUUGCGUGAUAAAGUGAAAGAAGAUUACAUGGGUAAAGGUGUAUUGAAAGCGGUUUGUAAUGUGAUAAACGAAAUUGGACCAAAAGUAGUCGAAUCAAAAUUAGAUGUAAUUGAGCAGCAAGCACUCGACGAAUUAAUGAUAAAAUUUGACGGAACAGAAAAUAAAUCCAAAUUCGGCGCAAACGCGAUUUUAGGAGUUUCGAUGGCGAUUUGUAAAGCGGGGGCGGCAUCAAGAAAAGUUCCCUUAUAUAAACACAUUGGCGAUUUGGCCGGAAAUGACAAAUUCAUACUUCCCGUACCUUCUAUGAAUGUUAUCAACGGUGGAUCCCACGCUGGUAAUAAAUUAGCUAUGCAGGAAUUUAUGAUACUUCCGACUGGAGCAACAUCAUUUACACAUGCUAUGAAAAUGGGAUCUGAAGUUUAUCAUCAUUUAAGAGCCGUAAUAAAAGCUAAAUUUGGUUUAGAUGCAACGGCGGUUGGUGAUGAAGGUGGAUUUGCUCCAAAUAUUCAAGAUAAUAAAGAAGGAGUUCACUUAUUAAAUGAAGCUAUUGCUAAAGCUGGAUAUACGGGAAAAGUUGGUAUCGGUAUGGAUUGCGCAGCAUCGGAAUUUUUAAAAAAUGGCAAAUAUGAUUUGGAUUUUAAAAACCCCAAAUCUGAUCCUUCAAAAUAUAUUGACUCAAAAGCGCUUCAAUCGCUUUACGAAGAGUUUAUUAAAGAGUUUCCUAUUGUAUCCAUUGAAGAUCCAUUUGAGCAAGAUGAUUGGGACGCUUGGGCAAGAUUUAAUGGUUCAACUAAAAUUCAACUCGUCGGUGACGAUCUUUUGGUAACGAAUCCGAAAAGAAUUGCCACGGCUAUAGAGAAAAAAGCGUGUAAUGCUCUUUUAUUGAAAGUUAAUCAAAUCGGAUCUAUCACCGAGUCAAUUUGCGCUCAUCUUAGAGCUAGAGCAAAUGGAUGGGGUACUAUGGUUUCCCAUCGAUCAGGUGAAACCGAAGAUACAUUUAUUGCAGAUAUGGUGGUUGGGUUAGCGGCCGGACAAAUCAAAACUGGAGCUCCUUGUAGAUCCGAACGUUUAGCUAAAUAUAAUCAAUUGCUUAGAAUUGAAGCCGAACUUGGUAAAGACGCCUGUUAUGCAGGAAAGAGAUUCAGAAUGCCAGUUUAGGGAUUUUUUUGUGUAAAUUUAUUUUUUACCUGUCUAUUUCUAUGAUGAUAAAUAAACGAUAUUUCUAGUGAUAUU
Molecule: messenger RNA, 1524 nt
Organism: Onthophagus taurus
Lineage: Eukaryota; Metazoa; Arthropoda; Insecta; Coleoptera; Scarabaeidae
Product: enolase-like
Biological process (GO): glycolytic process
Cellular component (GO): phosphopyruvate hydratase complex
Molecular function (GO): magnesium ion binding; phosphopyruvate hydratase activity
Source: RefSeq, a predicted model, not a curated record